AUGUCAUAUUCUGACAGUCCUACGGUAAUUUUUCAAUGCUCAAACGACUCAGAUUUUGAGUUUACAGAAAACUGGUGUGCUAGCAAAAGCAAACGCUCUGGCUAUUGUGACAGCAUUGAAUGCUAAUGGUGGUAGCAACAUUAACCAGGCAUCGUAAGUCAUUGGAAUUUUGCAACUUUUUUUAAAUGAAAAUCGGUUUUAGUGCUAUCGAUAGCUAUGAUCCUACUACGUACAACAACAGUGACUUUGUUUUCUUUGCGCCAUGCAAGCAGGAUUAUAAGUGAGCAAGAUUUCGUUCGUUUCGGUUUCCAACUGAUUUUUCAUUUCAGGGACUAUGAGAAAGACAUUAGCAAUGUGGCAGCAACACUUAACAAAUUUCAACAAAAAUAUGUUAUUGUUUCUUUGUCAAUGGACAAUGCCACCAUGUAUAAAAAUUAUGGCGAGGCCAAUCAUAAUUUGCCUGUUGCGUCGAAUGUCACAGACAUUAGUAACGAAAUCAACAAUAUUCUUGGAAUACCAGGUGAGUAAAGCAUCAUCUUGUUUUGUACCUCUAAAACCUUGUAUUCAGUUACCACAACUACUACCACCACUACAGUUCUGCCGACUUCUACAGCUAACGCUCAAAGCUCAACUGCUGCAGUUCAGUCUUCGUCGGUGGUGCCAAGUCAAUCUACAUCUGCGCAGCCUGUUCGGUCAAGUUCUGUUACUACAACAACGACUACCGUAACGACACCUUCAACGCCAAAAGCAACUCAGCCAACGAGUCCCGUCACUUCUCCGACAACUCCCAAAGUUACUAAUCCUAUCACUUCUGCUACGGUUCCUACAAGUCCGGUGACAUCCGCUACAGUUCCAACGAGCCCAGUUACGUCAGCAUCAACUGCCACAAGUGAGGUGACAUCAGCUACUGUACCAACAAGCCCAGCCACGUCUGCUACAGUCCCAUCAAGUCCAGUCACAUCUGCUACAGUACCAACGAGCCCCGUAACGUCAGCCACAGUACCAACAAGCCCAUUCACGUCAGCAUCCACUGCGACGAAUCCUGUGACGUCAGCAACAACCCCAUCAAGUCCAGUGACUUCAGCUACAGUCCCUACAAACCCGGUCACGUCAGCCACGGUACCAACAAGCCCUUUGACAUCUGCAACAGUUCCAUCGAGUCCGGUAACGUCGGCAACAGUUCCUACGAGCCCCUUGACGUCACCAACAGUGGCCAGCUUAGCAACGUCAGUUCAAACAAAUCCUACUUCAACCAUUGGGCCAAGUAUGUCAACGUCGCAGGCUACAAUAGCUAGUUCCGUAGCGUCGUCACCUUCUAGCUCGGCUAGUACAUCAAUAGUUUCUAGUACUACUCCGGUAGUUUCUAGUUCAACUUCUCAACAAACAACCUUCACUUCACUUGGAUCAUCCAGCCCCAAUCCAUCAUCGACUGUCACGCCGUCCGGAAGCUCCACUAAUGCAGCGUCUUCUUCAACUGUCACGACACUGGGAUCCUCUCCAAAUCCCAGCUCGCAAACUAGUUUGUCAACACAAGGAACAUUGCCAAGUUCAGCACAAACCACUGUCAGCUACGGAACGUCAAGCGGAACUUCUGCUUCUACAGCUUCUGGUUCAACUUCUUUCCCUACACCAGGAUCUUCAACUCCGGCAGCGACUGGGUCUACUCUUUCGGGAUCAACGGCCUCAACGGGAUCAACUGGAUCAACAUCAGCAACAAAUACUGGAACAUCAACAUCGACAUCGUAUGUGACUGA
This is a messenger RNA of Caenorhabditis sp. 36 PRJEB53466, 1754 nucleotides long. Lineage: Eukaryota; Metazoa; Nematoda; Chromadorea; Rhabditida; Rhabditidae. The record is from the annotation of a GenBank genome assembly.